AGAUUACCAGGGGUCGACACUUGCUCCUAUCGACGCUUUCGAUUUCUAAGAGAGUUUUGUUACAUUGUAGUUGUCCUUGUCCUCAUGUGAAUAAUAAACCUUGUAGUUUUAUGAGAAUGGGUAGACUAACAUCCAUGUGUCUAUAUAACCCGUUCCAAAGACAUAACACAACACGCAGUCACACUCACACACAAAGAUGGAUGCAAAGCCCAUAGUUGGUCGCAAAAAGCCACAUGUUGUGUUCAUACCAUAUCCUGCACAAAGUCACAUAAAGUGCAUGCUAAAGUUAGCCAGGCUCCUACACCAUAGGGGUCUUGAAAUAACCUUUAUCAACACCGAGUGGAACCACAAACGUCUGUUUAAGUACGGUGGCUCUAGCGGUCUCGAUGGGAUUCUCGGUUUUCGAUUCAAGACGGUUCCGGACGGUCUCCCUUCAAGUUCAGCUGAUGGAACUGAACCAACUCAAACUGUAGAAGAACUUGGUUUGUACCUCUUAACGAAUUUCUUGGAUCCCUUCCUGGAUCUUGUAGCGGGACUCGAAACGCCUCCGACUUGUAUAAUUUGUGAUGGUACCAUGACUUUCACGAACAUUAUUGAUGCUACUGAGAAGCUCAAGAUCCCUAUCUUUCUCUACUGGACCAUGGCUGCCAGUGGAUUCAUGGCAUUUUACAUGGCGAAAAUUCUGUUAGAAAAAGGAAUUCUCCCUCUUAAAGAUGAAAGUUACUUAACAAAUGGUUACACUGACACAUUGUUAGAGGUCCCAGGAAUGCAAAAGGUCCGUUUAAGGGAUCUACCUGAACAUCUCUUAGCCACAAAACUUGAUGAUCCUUCAUUUAAUUGGUAUGUUGAUUCAGCUAGAAGGGCUGAUAAAGUUCCACAUGUGAUUAUCCAUACUUUUGAUGAAUUGGAGGCCCCUCUCAUCAAAGAGAUUAAAUCCAGAUUUCCUCACACUUACACGGUUGGGCCUCUGCAGUUACUUGUAAAUCAGAUUACCGAAAACGAAACCAAGAAGACGAAUUUCAAUGGCUACAGUUUAUGGAAGGAAGAACCUGAGUGUGUCCAGUGGCUCCAUUCAAAGGAGCCAAACUCUGUGGUGUAUGUUAAUUUUGGAAGUAUAACAGUAAUGUCUUUUGAAAACUUGGUGGAAUUUGGUUGGGGGCUUGUUAAGAGCAACCAUAACUUUCUCUGGAUUAUACGGACCGAUUUGGUUGAUGGGAAGCCUGUGACUUUACCUCAAGAACUCGAGGAGGAGAUUAAAAGGAGAGGCUUUAUUGCAAGCUGGUGUUCACAAGAAGAGGUGCUGAACCACCCUUCAGUUGGUGGGUUCUUGACUCAUGGUGGGUGGGGUUCAGUGAUUGAAAGCUUGACUGCUGGGGUGCCGAUGGUAUGCUGGCCAUUUUCCUAUGAUCAGAAUGUUAAUUGUAGACAAUUGUGCAAGGAAUGGGAGGUUGGCAUGAUGAUUGAGGAUGAUGUCAAGAGGGAUGAAGUUGAAAAGAUUGUAAGGGAGUUGAUGGAAGGAGUAGAAGGUAAUAGAAUGAGGAAGAAUGCCAUGGAGUUCAAGAAAAAGGCGGAAAUUGCGACAGCACCUAAUGGCUCAUCUUCUUUAAAUAUUGAAGAACUUGUUAAUGAAAUUACCAACUUAUCAUAAAAUGUAUAUCAGGUGAUAACUUUGCAGUUACCUUUUGUUCAAGAACUUUAUUAGACAUUGAUAAACAUAAUUCGUAUA
Molecule: messenger RNA, 1726 nt
Organism: Helianthus annuus (common sunflower)
Lineage: Eukaryota; Viridiplantae; Streptophyta; Magnoliopsida; Asterales; Asteraceae
Product: UDP-glycosyltransferase 85C1
Exons: 2
Coding region: 197-1648 (483 amino acids)
Molecular function (GO): UDP-glycosyltransferase activity
Source: RefSeq, a predicted model, not a curated record